AUGUCCGACUCCGAGGCGUCCCCGCCGCCCGCUGCGGCCGUCGGUACGCCCGCGGCCCCGGCGGAGACCUCCCCGUCCUCGGCGAGGAAGGAAGAGCUGCUGCCCGUGGAGGAAAAGAUCUCGGAAUUAAGUGAAUCGCAAUCAGAGCUUCUAGGGAGACUCCGUGGGCUUAAGGAGGAUCUGCUGAGUUGGAGGAGUAAUUUAGACUCACAAGUGACGAAAUACAAAGUGGAACUCUCUGACAUCAAGGGUGCACUCAAUAACGAAAUAGAGCAGCUUCGUUCAGAUUUCCAAGAGCUGAGGACCACCCUUAAGAAGCAGCAGGAAGAUGUGUCACUUAGCUUAAAGAAUUUGGGGCUUCAAGAUGCCACCGAAAAUGAUGCGAACAAAGGAAAUGGAGAGGACACAAAUGAGGUCCUAUCAGCUAACUUAGGGAACUUGAAACUGGAUGGUUCUUCUGAAAACUAUGAUGAAAGCAGGGGCUCAAAGGAGGACAAGGUGGAAAACACUGACACUGCUGAUUUUGUCAUUGUUGACAAAGCUACUAAGGAGGCGAGCUCAACCGAUGAACAAUUCAAUGCAGGAAACUGA
Molecule: messenger RNA, 591 nt
Organism: Miscanthus lutarioriparius
Lineage: Eukaryota; Viridiplantae; Streptophyta; Magnoliopsida; Poales; Poaceae
Source: the annotation of a GenBank genome assembly